Coffea eugenioides is the source of this 1548-nucleotide messenger RNA. RefSeq lists its product as uncharacterized. Lineage: Eukaryota; Viridiplantae; Streptophyta; Magnoliopsida; Gentianales; Rubiaceae. The record is from RefSeq and is a predicted model, not a curated record. The transcript has 3 exons. The coding region runs from base 239 to 1339 and encodes 366 amino acids.
AACAGUUUCUUUUGCUUCAGCAGUUUCCCACUAGUCCUUUUCUGUUUUCUGUCUUCUGUCUUUCCUUAUUUUUAUUCUCAACUUCUUGUCUGCAGCCAUUGUUCCCGUCCUAGAAAGCGAAAACAGAAAGGAAAAGCUGCAGCAGGAGCUAGGAAGCUAAUACUAUCUAGCUGAGGAAGAUUUAGCUAGCUGCACCAUACAUACCAUCGAGAGAAAAGCUAGCUAGCUAGCUAGAGAGAUGAGCCGUCUUGCACCGUUAUCAGAAGAACCUGUAAAUGAAGAAGACUCCAAGAACUGCUCUAGUAAAGCCCAGACGUGGAGAAAAUGGUUGAGAGACCACUUUUCUCUGCAGCUUUUCAACAGGAAAUCAGACCUCAGACUCCUCUUAAGUGUUCUUGGAUGCCCUCUUUUUCCCCUGGCUGUUCAUCCCAAACACCCCAUCACUGAAGUGUCCUCAUCAGCCCAAUACAUAAUCCAUCAUUUUACGGCAGCAACCGGCUGCCGAAAGCUAGAAGGGAUGGUGAAGAAUAUUUAUGCCACGGGAAAAGUUGCAAUGGCAAUGGUGGACCAUGAUCAGCUAGGAGGGGGCUUGGCUGCCUCUGCCUCAGCUGCAAAUGUAUCCAAUGCUGCUUUACAAAAAGGUUGCUUUGUUAUGUGGCAAAUGCUGCCUAAUAAGUGGCUAAUUGAGCUAGCUGUUGCGGGUCACAAAGUUGUAGCUGGUAGCGAUGGCCAUUUGGCCUGGCGCCACACCCCUUGGCUAGGUGUCCACGCUGCUAAGGGUGGCGCCCGUCCUCUUCGCCGAUCUUUCCAGGGACUAGACCCUGUGGCUAUAUCUACCAUCUUCUCGCAAGCGGAGUACAUGGGAGAAAAGCAAAUAUUUGGAGUUGAUUGCUUUGUGCUAAAACUGUCUGCCAACCAUACGGACCUAGUCGAGCGCAGCGAUAACACAGCAGAGAUGAUCAAGCAUGCAGUCUUUGGUUACUUCAGCCAGAGAAGUGGCUUGCUCAUCUAUUUAGAGGACUCGUACUUGACCAGAAUACAGUCACCUGGCUCACUCCCCUCGUAUUGGGAAACCACAAUGGCUACCAAAAUGGAAGAUUAUCGGAGCGUCGAGGGAGUUAAGAUUGCGCAUUCAGGUCAAUCUACUGUAAUCAUCACAAGGUUUGGAGACAAUCUGAAGUUUGGCCCUUCCUUCACGAGAAUGGAAGAAACAUGGACGAUUGAUGAUAUUGCUUUCAAUGUCCCCGGCCUUUCUAUGGACUGCUUCAUUUCUCCAAAAGAACUGCAGAAAGACUAUCCAGAGGAAAACCUUGACUGGAUAUCACCAUUGCAUCAAUGAAGACUGUCGAUGGACGAGAUUGAAGAUCAUUUUUUGUAACUUCGAUUGUGGUGCUUAAUUAACUGAUUUUUCCUUGAAUGCUAGUGUUUUAACAUUAUUGACCAAGAAUACUAUGAGGAUCAGAAGCCGAGGCCGACCCUCUCUUUUGUGUAUACAAAUGAUUGUACUCAAUUAAGUGCUUGAUAUAUGUGUAAGUCUACUUUUUCCCA